AGGAAAUCAACAAAUUUCAACAAAACAACAAUCUGAAAAAUGGAAGAGGCUGUGUCUGUCAAGCACGAAGGCAAGAAUAUUGAUAUUAAGCAAGAAAAACAAGAUAAUUUAGAGAGCUAUAAGCUGGAAUAUGAUUCAGGAAGUCAAGACAGUAGUAAAAGUGGCAGCGGAGGAUAUCAACGAUGGGCGCCCAAUUUAAACGGUGUAAGGAAAAGUGCAUUUACGCCGUACAAAUCUGUCCAGUGCACUGCGCUAACUAAUUUACAAAGAGGCAAUACGCAGGCGCGAGUCCCGGAGUUACCCCAGCCAGAUUGUAGCUUACACGCUAAGGCUGGCCGCGGCGAAAUAACCCGUGACGACGUGAAACUGGAGCAGUAUGUUGACAUCGCGGAUGAGCACGGACUUACUGCCCUGCACUGGGCAGCCAGCUACGGGCAGUUAAACAGCUGCCAAGACUUAGUAUGGUGUGGUGCCAAUGUUAACAUGCGGGGUCCGGAAGGUGAGACGGCACUACACUUGGCAGCUGCGGGUGGACACCAUGAGGUUGUGAAGUUUCUUCUCAAUGAAGGAGCUGAUGCUGACAUACAAGAUGAUUCUGGUAGCACAGCGUUGAUGUAUGCAGCAGCAGCAGACUUCCCGUACACUUGUAAUGAGCUUCUCGUUCGAGGAGCUGAUCUCACUCUAACCAAUGAUUAUGACCAAGAUGCUUACACUCUGACCACUACCAAUAAUUGCAAACUGGCACAAACUGUGAUAGAGAACUUUUUGAUUGGUUGCCUCAGCAAAAUGUGAAGUAUUUACUUAUACAACUACUGCUCAUCUUAUGUUGCUCUGGACAACCAAGACAGCAGAUUCAUUUGCCUCCAGGAGUUAAAUGAAAAUACAGGGAUUUAGUUUAUAAUGUAAAUUUAUAUAUAUUUUUAAGUUCAUUAUAUACAAAUUACAACAAUGUGACCAUAAAUAAGUAUGACUCAAUUACAGACAAUAUCAAAGUC
Messenger RNA from Helicoverpa zea (corn earworm), 995 nucleotides. Its product is annotated as DNA-binding protein RFXANK-like. Gene Ontology annotation, cellular component: nucleus; cytoplasm. Lineage: Eukaryota; Metazoa; Arthropoda; Insecta; Lepidoptera; Noctuidae. The transcript has 5 exons. Gene Ontology annotation, molecular function: protein binding. The record is from RefSeq and is a predicted model, not a curated record. Bases 40 to 792 code for a protein of 250 amino acids.